Messenger RNA from Torulaspora globosa, 312 nucleotides. RefSeq names its product thioredoxin TRX2 (gene TRX2). NCBI's taxonomy places the organism in Eukaryota, Fungi, Ascomycota, Saccharomycetes, Saccharomycetales, Saccharomycetaceae. Gene Ontology annotation, molecular function: protein-disulfide reductase activity. The record is from RefSeq and is a predicted model, not a curated record. The transcript has a single exon. Bases 1 to 312 code for a protein of 103 amino acids.
AUGGUUACUGCUAUCACCUCUGCCAGCGAGUUUGAAAAGGUUAUUGCUGUCGACAAAUUGGUCGUCGUCGACUUCUUCGCCGUCUGGUGUGGUCCUUGUAAGAUGAUCUCUCCAAUGGUGGAAAAGUUCGCCACUGAAUACACACAGGCUGAUUUCUACAAGGUCGAUGUUGACGAAUUGCCUGAGGUCGCCAAGAAGAACGAAGUCUCCUCUAUGCCAACUUUCAUUUUGUUCAAGGGUGGCAAGCCUGUGGCCAAGGUGGUCGGUGCUAACCCAGCAGCUGUCAAGCAAGCCAUUGCUUCCAACGUUUAA